Molecule: messenger RNA, 772 nt
Organism: Racocetra persica
Lineage: Eukaryota; Fungi; Glomeromycota; Glomeromycetes; Diversisporales; Gigasporaceae
Source: the annotation of a GenBank genome assembly
AUGUCUCUGUCCCCACCCUCAACUGGUAACUUUGAAAGUCGUGAAGCACUCAUUAAUCAUGUUCAAACCCAUGCCUUGAGCCAUGGAUAUGCUUGUGAUAGAGGCGGUCAUUACAUUAAUCGAUUGAAUCUUACUGAUGAAACUCGCCAAAGAGCCACAAGCACAAGGCUAAUAGAUUCAUCACAAAAGAUCUCAGGCCAUCUAUCAAGUCGCCGAUUAAAUGAAGAAGACCAGCAAAGAGUUAGAGAAAUGUCUACGGCAGGUAAAUUGGCAAUCUUAAAAACUAUCUAUAAUGCUAGGGAUAAAAUUUGCCGUGAUAAUCUUCAGGGUCAUACACCAAUUCAGGCUCUUCUUGAUAAGCUUGUAGAAGGAAACUUUGAACAUGACUAUCAAUAUGAUCAAAAUGACAAUUUAACACAUCUUUUUUUUGCACAUUCUAAAUCAAUCGCACUUACCAAAACAUAUAACUCUGUUCUUUUAAUGGAUUGUACAUAUAAGACCAACAAGUUUAAGAUGCCAUUGCUUCACAUUGUUGGUAUGACAAGUUUUAACACCACAUUCUCCUCCUGCUUUGCAUUGUUAAAAUUAGAACAAGAAGACGACUAUGUGUGGGCCCUUAAUCGUGUUGCUCACAUUUUCGGAAACGUUCCAAAGCCUAAAGUUAUUGUAACAGAUCAUGAAUUAGCCUUAAUGCAUGCUGUACACACUGUGUUUCCUGAAUCUCAAAAUGUUUUAUGUGUUUGGCACAUUGAAAAAAAUGUGCUAACUAGCU